GUGGGUGAGCCCCACGCCGCCGCGUCCUGACGGGCACGCGGGCAGGGGCGCGUCGCCGGCGGCCACUCGCCGCUCCCGGCGGUUUCUUCUCUUGGCGCUGCCUUGUGCUGGUGGUCGUGGGAGAGGGGUCGCCCCCGGCGUGUCCGGCCGCUGAAAGGUCGCUUUUGAGAACCUGCUUGACCCACUAUGGCUUUGAUUGGCCGGAAAAGUUUCCAGUUUUAUUCAUCCAGCACACCAGCAAGGAGGUCCAUUUUGAUGACCCUCAGCAAAAGGUUGAGCUUUAUCAGUGGGCAGCGCAAGCCCCAAAACUGCAGCUCCGUAGCCAUGAGGAUGCUGUGUUUCAAAGAUAAAGCUCAGUAUAUGUUUUGUAGAAAAAACCAUGUACAGCUGCGGAUACAGUCUCUUUCUGUUAAUGAAACUGUGUAUCUCGGUGGAGGUACUGAGAGCGUUACUACAUCUAAUAACGCGUGGAUGGAUGAACAACUGUUUUUCAAGAAGCUGAACAGCCUUUGUACAUCAAAAGAGAUUUUUGACUUUCUUAGCUCUCUGGAAGUCAUGUCUGAUACUAUGGCAUCAGGAGCCCUGCAGAGGAUUUCCGAAGUUGAGGUGGAUGACAAUGGUCUGAAAAACCCUGAAGGAGUGUUAGAGAAUGACGUUUUCAGGGCAUUAUGCUUUCAGUUUGAAUUUGAGUCCUCAAAGCUGUCAAACACUGGGCUGCUGAAUGCAUUGCAAGCUUUGGUAAAACUACGUAUCGAUCCCCGGAGUACUCUGAUGGCAAGCUUGCUUUCAGAGGCUGAGGAACGUCUUGGUAAAGGACAGUUGUCUCUUAAAAAUCUGUGUGCUUUUGGGGAGAGUUUGCUUGAGUUGGAAGGCCCAAGUUGUCCGGUGCUGGAACAAAUUGUGAACCACAUGCAAGAAAAAGACAUUGAGAAGUGGAGUCCUAGGGAAAUGGUGAUGGUUUAUAAGACGCUGCAGGUGACUGUCAGGGAAGGGGAGCAAUACCAGGCCUUGCUAAACAGACUGAACAGUGUCACUUUAACCAUAGUUUCCCAGCUAAGCCCAAAGUUCACAAGCAUAAUACUGAAUUCACUGGUUGUUCUUCAUCAGACCCAGGCAGUUCCUUUAGUCACAGCGCUGUGUAAACAUUCCGUGAAGCAUAUUCCGUAUUUCACUGGUGAUGAACUGGUAAACGUACUGGAAGCCUUCCUGUACUUUGGCCAUCGUGAACAGAUUUUUACAGAGGCACUGGAAACACACAUUCCUAAGUCCAUCUGUACUAUGCAUCCCCAGACAGUCAGCAAAAUCAUGCACUAUUGCUGCCAAAAGAUGAUCCUUUCUAAGCCCAUCUUUGAUGCGGCGGCAGAAGGUUUCAUUUCUGAUGCUGACAGAUUUACCACUGACCAGAUUGCUGGGUAUAUUAUACCAUUUGGGACUCUCAACUAUCUGCCUCCAAGUGCUCCUUCCUUGUUUAGGAAGCUUGAGAUGGUGCUGCAUGCUCGCUUUCGUCACUUUCAGCCUCACACCUUGCUGAACCUGCUACACUCCUGUGUCCUUAUUCAACGUUAUCCAGUAAAUUUUCUGCCAAAAAUAUUUAGUCCCUAUUUUCUGCAACAGCUUCACGCUCAGCCACCUGGUUUGGACACAACUGUUACCUCCCAGCUAACCCAGCUUUUUCUGACUGUUACCCUGGAGUGCCCAUUUUAUGAGGGUCCCAAACUCCAUCCAAAGUAUCAGGUAAAGGCCUUUUGCAUGCCUCGCAGUUCUCUGGAUGUUCAUCUCCUCAAAAGGGUGAAGACCGGAUUACUUUAUUUACUGAAAAAAAGAAUAUAUUUUGCAUCAAAGGUAUCAACACCGUAUUUCUAUACAGUUGAUAUUGAGAUUAAAUUAGAUGAGGAAGGUUUUGUUUUGCCUGCUGCCCAGUGUGAAGAGGUACACAGACGAAUUGCCCUCUGUGUUGAUGGUCAAAAUAGAUUUUGUGUUAAUAGCCACAACCUGUUGGGAGAAGAAGCUAUUAAACAGAGACAUCUUCAGUUACUUGGUUAUGAAGUUGUGCAGGUAAGGUCCAAAGACUGUAAUUUGCUUUUGCUCUGUCUAAUAAAAGAAGUGAAAAAUUACUAUUAUAUAAUGCAUAAAACUAUAGCUGUGAUUACUUCCCAAGGCAGAUGUAAUCUUGACCUUUCUAUGUUAUGUUCUCGCUGCCUAGCUUUCCCAUUUUUUGUGAGAGUGUUACAGAAAUUUCUUCUUCUUCUUUGGAUUAAUUAUUGUAUUCUGUCUGUGUUUUAUGCCAAAUAGCAGCUGCUUGAAAGAGUACUUCCCUACAGUGGUUAAGGGUCAAAUCUUAACUUAAAGGAAAACGUUCUCUAAGAGUUCAGUAGAAUUGGGAUUUUUAAUUAAAUAUUUUUUGAAAAAUGUCUGAAUUUGGAGUUUUAAAAAAAAGAAGUUGAAAAGGGAACUGGUUUGUAUUGUGAAUAAUAUUUUCACAACAGGGUAUAUCCUUUAUUUUGCCUGUUGAAUGAACAGGGUUAUUUUUAUCUUUAAAGAUACUUUUGACUAAAACAGUUACUUUUAGAUUUUUGAGAUUUUCUUUUCAAUUUCUAAUUACUGAUCAUAUAAGCCUAACUCUGUUAUAUUUAACUUAGUUUAAACUGUAAUGGGUAUCACUCUUUGUUUUACAAUAAUCUCUAUGCAGGUGAUUUACAGAUCAGUAAUAAUUUUAGGAUUAAAUGUUUAAUUUUAAAACAGACAGAUAUUUGGUGUGUAAUUUUACAUCUGCUUAAUGAACAUCAGUCUUACCCAGCUGUUUAUUAAAAGAUAUUUCCAGCAGUCAUUUUUGUU
This is a messenger RNA of Tyto alba (common barn owl), 2835 nucleotides long. It is a transcript of the gene FASTKD3, whose product is annotated as FAST kinase domains 3. NCBI's taxonomy places the organism in Eukaryota, Metazoa, Chordata, Aves, Strigiformes, Tytonidae. Gene Ontology annotation, molecular function: RNA binding. Gene Ontology annotation, cellular component: mitochondrial matrix; ribonucleoprotein granule. The record is from RefSeq and is a predicted model, not a curated record. The coding region runs from base 187 to 2292 and encodes 701 amino acids. The transcript is spliced from 6 exons. Gene Ontology annotation, biological process: regulation of mitochondrial mRNA stability; mitochondrial RNA processing.